Molecule: messenger RNA, 2021 nt
Organism: Meleagris gallopavo (turkey)
Lineage: Eukaryota; Metazoa; Chordata; Aves; Galliformes; Phasianidae
Gene: CYP2D6
Product: cytochrome P450 family 2 subfamily D member 6
Biological process (GO): arachidonate metabolic process; xenobiotic metabolic process
Cellular component (GO): intracellular membrane-bounded organelle; cytoplasm
Molecular function (GO): oxidoreductase activity, acting on paired donors, with incorporation or reduction of molecular oxygen, reduced flavin or flavoprotein as one donor, and incorporation of one atom of oxygen; heme binding; iron ion binding
Source: RefSeq, a predicted model, not a curated record
AUGACACUGCUCCUGUGGCUGUCAUCUUGGAGCAACAUCUCUGUACUGGGAGUUUUUCUUACCGUCUUUACUGUGCUUGUUGAUUUCAUGAAGCGCAGAAAGAAGUGGAGCUGUUACCCCCCAGGCCCAGUGUCAUUGCCGUUUGUGGGGACCAUGCCAUACGUUAACUACAACAACCCGAUUCUCUCCUUCGAGAAGUUUCGCAAGAAGUUUGGAAACGUCUUCAGUCUCCAGAACUGCUGGACCAACGUGGUAGUGCUGAAUGGGUACAACACUGUGAAGGAAGCCUUGGUCAACAAAUCGGAGGACUUUGCUGACCGGCCAUACAUGCCAAUAUAUGAACAUCUGGGCUAUGGACAUAAAUCUGAAGGUAUUGUUUUGGCAAAAUAUGGACAUGUUUGGAAGGAGCUAAGGAAAUUCACGCUCAUUACCCUAAGGAACUUUGGGAUGGGAAAGAAGUCCUUGGAGGAGCGAGUGACUGAGGAAGCAGGAUUUCUGUGCUCUGCAAUCAGUUCUGAAGGAGGUCGUCCUUUUGAUCUGCAUCUUCUUGUAAAUAAUGCGGUCAGCAAUGUGAUCUGCACCAUCACCUAUGGAGAGCGUUUCGAGUACGGUGACGAGACAUUCAAGAAGCUGUUAACUUUGUUUGAAAACUCCCUGAAUGAAGAAAUUGGACUCCUGCCUGAGCUUCUUCAAGUGGUGCCCAUUUUGUUGCGCAUUCCUGGACUGCCACAGAUGAUCUUUCGAUGCCAAAAGGAAUACAUAGACUUCACAGAAAUGCUCAUAGAGAAGCACAAGGAGACCUGGAACCCUGCUUACACCCGAGACUUCACUGAUGCAUUUUUAAAGGAAAUGGCAAAGGGUAAUGAGGCUGAAGUGAAUGGUUUCAAUAGAACCAACCUUAGCUUCGUGACGUCAGACUUGCUUGCAGCAGGUUCUCAAACCACCUCCACCACUCUCCGAUGGGCGUUCCUGUUCAUGCUUUUGUACCCAGAAAUACAGAGUAAAGUCCACAAAGAGAUUGAUAAGGUGAUUGGAAGAAACCGACCGCCCACCAUGGCAGACCAAGCAAACAUGCCCUACACCAAUGCCGUCAUCCAUGAAGUACAACGCUGUGGGGACAUUAUUCCUAUGGGGCUACCUCACAUGACAUACCGGGACACCAAGCUUCAAGGUUUCUUCAUUCCCAAGGGGACGACAAUCAUCACCAACUUGACUUCUGUGCUGAAGGAUGAGACAGUCUGGAAGAAGCCAAAUGAGUUUUAUCCCGAACACUUCCUGAAUGAAAAUGGGGAAUUUGUGAGACCAGAGGCCUUCUUGCCCUUCUCUGCAGGUCGACGUGCCUGCCUGGGGGAACAGCUGGCCAAGAUGGAGCUCUUCAUCUUCUUCACCACUCUCAUGCAGAAGUUCACCUUUGUGAUCCCUGAAGAUCAGCCCAGGCCACGGGAGGACGGUCACUUUGCUUUUAUAAACAGCCCACACCCAUACCAGCUGCAAGCUGUUCCAAGAUAAGUGUGCACCGCUUCAUUCAGAAACCACCACAAACACUGUCAGAAAUGUUGGAGGGCUAUGCCAGGAUCUAGUUAUCCCAAGUUUGUGCAGAUGUCUCCAGCUGUGUAAAGUAAGGAUGUGGCCCAGUAUCCUUAGCUUAGCUUAAUUUCAAUUUUAGUCCUGAAUUCCUGUGUACUGAAACACGAAGUGUAUCCAGGGUAAGAGAUAUCGUGCUGAUCCUAAGAGCAAAAACCUUGGAAAAAGCUGGAAAGUGCUGCUGGACACCUCCUUUCCCUGCUGGCCACUCUCUGUCUCUAGUGCUUUGCCUCUGCCUGCCCUCCAGGUGCCCAGGAGGGCUCUGGCUUCAUUCCUGCAAAUACAAGGCUCACAAUGUCAAGUGAUUCGGCAUGGGCUGUUGGUGGGCAGGUGAGAGCUUCAACACUUACAAAGUCACAUUCCCCUGCAGGACUACACAUGGCUUCAGAGUUUUGCUCCUGAUCGUGCAAUAAACAUGGACUCCAUGCAUUACUUCA